AUGGCCACCAACAGACGGGAAGGCAAUGCCCCAAUUACCGUUGCAGUUGCCGGAGGCACUAGGGACAUGGGUCUCGCCAUCAUCCAUGAGCUGAAGCGAUUUCCCGAUCUUUACACUGUCAAGAUUCUGAGCCGAAAUGCCGACGCAAGCCAGGCUGGUGAGCUUGGGGUCAAGAUCAUCACUGUAGAUUAUUCGGACAUCAAAGACACCACCAACGUCUUGGAAGCUGAAGAAGUCCAUACGCUGAUUUCCAACGUCUUUAUCUCUGACGGGGUCACCCCAUCCCGGCAUAAUCUGAUCUAUGCUGCUGAAGCCUCGGCCGUGACCAAGAGAAUGGCGUCCGUCCUGUACACCGGCGGGCACAAGCUCGAUAUCGAAAAGAUCCUCACGAUGACUAAAAGCCUCUAG
Messenger RNA from Fusarium keratoplasticum, 408 nucleotides. Its product is annotated as NmrA domain-containing protein. The record is from RefSeq and is a predicted model, not a curated record. The transcript has 2 exons. NCBI's taxonomy places the organism in Eukaryota, Fungi, Ascomycota, Sordariomycetes, Hypocreales, Nectriaceae. Bases 1 to 408 code for a protein of 135 amino acids.